AUGAUGAUAGUUAGAAUGGGUGAUGCAAUGACCGCUCAAAUUGUCUUUGUGGACACGCCAAGCGCGCCCUAUUCCCCAAUUGUUAUCGUUCCCGAUGGAACAGUCGUUCGAUGUGCUGGACACGUUGAAGCAGGUUUGUUUGCGGCUACUUCCGGCCCAAGAUUACAGGAUGUUUAUCUUAUGCAGGUCAUUGAAAAUCCUGGACACCUGUCAGCUGAAGAGAUCAAAACACGUGCUUUCUGGAUACGUGUAGUCACUACUUAUAAACACGCUACAUUGGAAGAGAAACUCAAUCUGUUUGACGCAAUCUCUCAGUGGACAACAGCCUAUUACCAGUCAGGUAUCUAUGGAGAACGUGCAUCACCUGCGUUUCGAUUACUUCAUUGCCUGAUUGAUGCCAACCAUCCGAAUGUGCAGUUUGCGGACACGCUAACACCCGUCUUGGCCAACUCAUUGCAUUUCGCUUGGACGCAACCGUUAGAUAAUGCAGACGAUAUCCAGUUUAUCACAUCUUUGAUUGCUCAGUCCCGAAGAGAGCAUGUUUCAAUUGAGUUCACCGUUUCCAAAGCCCUGAUCGCAUUGGUUCAAACACUAUCUGAUAGUGACAACCACGUGUGGAAACGUCUACUACUACUUGCUCGCCUGGUGGAUGCGCUAGACCCAAUCAACCCUCAACAAUCACUACCGUCCUGGUCAGAUCGGGUGGCCCGAUUUGUACUGGAUUGUUUACAAGUUAAACGAAUAAUGCAAAGUGCAUCAUGUCGUUUUGUGAUUUACGAAGUUCUUGCGGCCCUGUCUCGUUACGUACACAAUUCGUUGCGUUGGUUACGUCCACUCUGUGUCCCAACCAACACUGGGCAGCCAUUGGCUAUUCUGCUCACCUCAGCUGCUGUUGAGAUCCAACUGGAGCUAGAUAAAAUGCCCAAACCACAUUCGCUCGAUAUGAGUAUAUCGGACGCUACCAACACCCGCGUGGUGAUUCGUUCACAAAGUGGAACUGAGCAACAGGAGCAGCAAUUGGAUUUUGUCCCAUCUGUUCGUGUACGGGACCAUUCUAUUCUGAUCAAUGCGUCUGACUUGCUUCGUCUCGGUUUGGCCGACAUGAAAGAAGCCAAUUCAUCCGUGAGUGUGUAUGUGUGUAUGUGCGCCUCGGUUUCACGCUCAUUGUUUUGCCCGCUUAGCUUUAUUGAGUGA
This is a messenger RNA of Echinostoma caproni, 1194 nucleotides long. Lineage: Eukaryota; Metazoa; Platyhelminthes; Trematoda; Plagiorchiida; Echinostomatidae. The record is from the annotation of a GenBank genome assembly.